CGAGGAUCCGACGGUCAGGGUGAAAUCUGAUAACCAUAGACCGCGAAUUCACUAGAUCUCCGGAAUGGUGAUUCCCAGGACCUCGCUUCUUCCUUAGUAACACAAUACUCUGAGCUCACUAGAUUCAGAUCUAUUUCCCUGUCACUGUACGUAUCGGUGGGUGUAUGUAUCGUUGACGGACCGCCGUAUGGUUCGUGUAGAUCGGCGACGGAGAUGGCGAACUACCUGGCGCAGUUCCAGACGAUCAAGGGCUCCUGCGAUCGCCUCGUAAUCGCCGUUGAAGAUGUGUGUGAUUUGUGGCCUACGGUUAAAAGUUCAUUCGAAGAACAUCAGCCAUUAAAAAGAGCGCUCUUGAACAAUAAGACUCGAAAUUCAGUGUUUGUGGAGAGCUUGCCAGUUGAAUUCAUAUUGACGACAGAUGCAAGACUUCGUAGCCGAUUCCCACAGGAGCAAUCUUUAUUCUGGUUUCGAGAACCAUAUGCAACUGUAGUUCUUGUGACAUGUGAGGAUCUUGACGAGUUUAAAAACAUUCUGAAACCACGUCUAAAAUUAAUUGUUCAAAAUGACGAGAGGGAGUGGUUUAUUGUGUUUGUAUCUAGAGCUCACCCAAGUAACGACUCGGCAACUAAAUCUGUCAAGAAAGUAUAUGCCAAGCUUGAAGUUGAGUUCAGCUCAAAAAAGAGGGAAAGGUGUUGCAAGCUGGAUAUACAUGGCCCUGAAGCAAAUUUUUGGGAGGAUCUAGAAAUAAAGAUUACCGAGUGCAUCAAGAAUACACUGGAUAGGCGCGUUCAGUUUUAUGAGGAUGAGAUACGAAAGCUCAGUGAGCAGCGCUUCAUGCCUAUUUGGAACUUUUGCAAUUUUUUCAUAUUAAAGGAAAGUCUGGCUUUCAUAUUUGAGAUGGCCCACCUUCAUGAAGACGCACUACGUGAAUAUGAUGAGCUAGAGUUGUGCUAUCUGGAAACUAUUAAUGCACCUGGAAAGCAGAGGGAGUUUGGAGGAUUAGACAAUGGGGAUGACCGUGCUGCUCUGCUGAAUCCCGGAAACAAACAACUGACACAGAUUGUACAAGAUGAUUCUUUUAGAGAAUUUGAGUUUAGGCAGUAUCUCUUUGCCUGUCAAUCAAAGCUUUUGUUCAAGCUGAAUCGCCCUUUUGAGGUUGCAUCAAGGGGUUAUUCUUUUGUUAUAAGUUUUGCAAAGGCCUUGACCCUACAUGAGAAUGUGCUGCCCUUUUGUAUGCGCGAAGUUUGGGUAAUUACAGCUUGUUUGUCUCUGAUCUAUGCAACUGCUUCUCAUCACCACGAUGGAGCUGUUGCACCUGAUAUUGAGAAGGAAUUCUAUCGUGUUCAGGGUGAUCUCUAUUCUCUUUCUCGGGUUAAGUUUAUGAGACUCGGAUAUCUAAUAGGAUAUGGAGCAGACAUAGAAAGAAGUCCAUUAAACAGUGCUUGCCUCAGCAUGCUUCCAUGGCCUAAACCAGCAGUUUGGCCAUCUCUUCCAGCCAAUGCUUCCUCUGUCGUGCUUGAAAAAGAAAAGGUGAUUCUUCAAGAAACUUCGAGAACCAAGCACUUCGGUAUUCAGCGGAAACCUUUACCACUUGAGCCCUCUGUCCUUCUACGUGUAGCUAACCGAAGAAGGGCUUCUCUCUCUGCUGGAAAUUUGCCUGAAAUGUUUGACGGACGGUCAAGCAUUGUUGAUGGAUCAGGUUUAGAAGCGUCCCCAAGAAAACUUUCACCAGUUAAAUUACAAGCAAAUGCCAUGACAAGAACAAAUUCUUCACCUGGAAAUAUUGAUAGCCCAUUAGAUCGGCCGAUGAGGCUUGCUGAAAUUUUUGUUGCUGCUGAGCAUGCUCUGCGCCAUACAAUUUCAGAUCUUGACUUAUCGAAGUCAUUGUCAUCCACGCAGGAUUUCGAGAAAAAAUACCUUGAUCUAACUAAAGGUGCUGCGGAGAACUAUCAUCGUUCUUGGUGGAAAAGACACGGGGUCGUUCUUGAUGGUGAAAUUGCAGCUGUCUGCUUCAAGCAUGGGAAUUAUGACUUGGCUGCAAAAUCUUAUGAAAAAGUCUGUGCUCUUUAUGCUGGUGAAGGAUGGCAAGAUUUAUUGGCAGAUUUCUUACCCAAUUUAGCUGAGUGCCAAAAGAUUCUCAGUGAUCAAGCCGGGUACCUAUCAUCUUGCGUCAGACUUCUUUCACUGGACAAGAGUUUGUUUACACUGAAGGAGCGGCAAGCUUUUCAGUCGGAGGUUGUUAGCCUUGCUCAUAGUGAAAUGAAGAACCCAGUGCCACUAGAUGUGUCCUCAUUGAUCACUUUUUCUGGAAAUCCCGGCCCUCCACUUCAAUUAUGCGAUGGAGACCCCGGUACUCUAUCUGUUACUGUGUGGAGUGGCUUUCCUGAUGAUAUAACCCUUGAUUCACUUAGUCUGACCUUGGUAGCCACAAACAACACCGAUGAAGGUGGUCAGGCAUUAAAGAGUUCUGCUGCAACAGUGCUAAAGCCUGGGAAAAAUGCCAUCACCUUUGCUUUGCCUCCACAGAAACCUGGUUCCUAUGUCCUGGGUGUUCUUACAGGACAAAUUGGGCAUUUGAGAUUCAGAUCUCAUAGCUUUUCCAAGGGUGGUCCUGUAGAGAGUGAUGAUUUCAUGAGUUAUGAAAAGCCAACCAGACCUAUCCUGAAGAUUUCCAAUCCAAGACCUCUGGUGGAUCUAGCCGCUGCCAUAUCUUCUGCCUUUCUAAUAAAUGAAGCCCAAUGGAUUGGUAUCAUAGUACGUCCUAUAGAUUACUCGUUGAAAGGCGCUGCAUUGCAUAUUGAUACUGGUCCAGGACUAAAGAUUGAAGACUCGUAUGGCAUUGAGAUGGAGAGAUACCCAGACGAAGAUUAUCAUGUCAAAACAUCAAAAGAUGAAGCUAAUGCAAAAGGUAGUACAGUCUCUCUUGAAAAAGAUUGCGAGCUGUUAAAUCUCUCCAGUGGUAAAAUAGUGUUCCCAGAGUGGGCGAGCGAUGUGAACUCGAUUUUGUGGGUCCCUGUUCGUGCAUUGGGUGAGGAACUUGCCAGAGGGUCAUCAUCAGUCAAUCCGCUGAAACAAGAUGUUCUAGAGGGAAUGAGAACGAUAGCUUUGAAACUUGAAUUUGGAGUCUGUCAUAACCAGAUAUUUGAGAGAACCAUAGCCGUACACUUUACUGACCCUUUCCAUGUGACAACAAGGGUUGCAAACAAAUGCAAUGACGGAACUUUGGUUUUGCAGGUUAUGUUACAAUCCCUAGUCAAGGCCAACUUGAUAGUAAAUGAUGCGUGGCUUGACCUUCAAGACGGAUUUGUCCACACCGGACAAAGUGAUGGAAGACCAACUUCCAACUUCUUCCCACUUGUUGUUUCUCCCGGAUCCAGAGCAGGACUUCUAUUCAGCAUAUGUUCACGUAAGAAUGUGUCCACAGAAGGAGAAGAGUUGCAACAACCAGAUAGCAUACUGAACAUCAAAUACGGAGUUGAUGGUGAUAGAGCGGCGGGAGCACACAGGCCUGUGGAUGUGGAUCGCUCUGCUACUGAUACUGAAAGUCUCGAGCUGGUCUUCAGGAGUGCCAUUGUUUUGCAGCGGCCUGUGCUCGAUCCUUGCUUGGCUGUUGGUUUUCUCCCGCUUCCUUCAGAUGGGCUGAGGGUGGGGCAACUUAUUACCAUGAAGUGGCGAGUUGAAAGGUUGAAGGAUCUUGAAGGAAGUGAAGCCAUGGAACAUAAGGAUGAGGUGUUGUAUGAAGUCAAUGCGAAUUCCGACAACUGGAUGAUAGCGGGUAGGAAGCGAGGCCAUGUCUUGCUCUCAAGGGAACAAGGAUCGAGAAUAGUGAUCUCGAUAUUAUGUGUACCGUUGGUGGCUGGUUACGUCCGUCCACCUCAUCUCGGGUUGCCAAACAUAGACGAAUCCCACGUAAGUUGCAACCCUCCGGGGCCUCAUUUAGUCUGCGUCUUGCCUCCCGUUCUCAGCUCCUCCUUCUGCGUCCCAAUCAAGUAAACCUCCCAUUUUCUAUUUAUACAACAAAUCUUAUUAGAACUAUUCCACUCUCGUACACUUUAACCUUCGGUUCAAGAUUUUUGCUCGAGAAAAACCUAUUUGUUUUCCUUUGUACCAUUUUCGACCUUUGUAGCAAAAUAUCAGAUUUGUUUUCCUUUGUACCAAUUUGCCCAUUGUGACGAUAGAAGCUUUUAUACAUAAGUUGGCCAAGUUCAAAAUC
Molecule: messenger RNA, 4213 nt
Organism: Tarenaya hassleriana
Lineage: Eukaryota; Viridiplantae; Streptophyta; Magnoliopsida; Brassicales; Cleomaceae
Product: trafficking protein particle complex II-specific subunit 130 homolog
Exons: 21
Coding region: 214-3993 (1259 amino acids)
Biological process (GO): intra-Golgi vesicle-mediated transport; early endosome to Golgi transport
Cellular component (GO): TRAPPII protein complex
Source: RefSeq, a predicted model, not a curated record